AUGACUACAAAUACAGAUGUCUAUGACGAUUUAUUUUUAUAUACGACCAACGAAAAGUUUUACGUUGAAGCUGUAACUGCGAAAGUACUACUAAUAGUUGAUAGAGUAAAUCAACAUAUAUUUACUCAAGUUGGUACAGCUAAUCAGAUUUCACAGACAGCUAUUAGACGAAAAAUAUGGGGUAUUGUAGGGACAAUAAAAUUAUUAUCAUGCCGAUACUUAAUAGUUAUUACUGAUGCCAAAAGAAUUGGAACUAUAGCAGGCCAACAGAUAUUUCAGAUGACUGCGACGGAUGUAAUACCAUACUCGAAAUCAGAUUUGCAUUUAACCGAUAAACAAAUUGAAAACAAUACAACAUAUUUAGAAAUGAUUAAAUCUGUUCUAAAUACUCCAUAUUUUUACUUUAGUUACACGUAUGACCUUAGUCAUACGAUGCAAAGAUUACACAAUACGACUCCAGAAUUUCUCCAGGUUUAUAAACUUAUGCCACUACAUGAUCGAGCUGACUCUCGUUUUAUAUGGAACGCAUAUCUAUUACAAGAUUUAUCAUCCAGAUCAGAACAUUCAAAUGUACAUCGUGCUGGGACAAGAUUAUUUUCUCGUGGAAUUGAUACUAAUGGUAAUGUUUCAAAUUAUGUUGAAACUGAGCAAUUAAUCGAAGUCAAUGGAGAUCGUAGUUCUUUCGUUCAAUCGAGGGGAUCAAUACCAUUAUUUUGGCAGCAAGAGCCAAAUCUCAAAUAUAAACCCAAACCACAACUAUGUUCUCAUGAAAAUCAUCAAAUUGCUGCUUCGAGACACUUAGAUGCACAAAUAUUUCAUUAUGGCAAACAAAUAUUAGUCAACCUGAUUGAUCAUCGUGGAGCAGAAAAUGUGCUUGAAAAAGAAUAUCGCGCAGUUGUAUCAAGAAUUGGCAAUCAGAAUGUACGUUAUGAGGCAUUUGAUUUUCACGCAGAGUGCAGGCACAUGCGCUGGAACUGUGAAGUUGUUCCUUUACCAGCGCUACCCGUUUACUAA
This is a messenger RNA of Cotesia congregata, 1014 nucleotides long. The record is from the annotation of a GenBank genome assembly. NCBI's taxonomy places the organism in Eukaryota, Metazoa, Arthropoda, Insecta, Hymenoptera, Braconidae.